GUCACAUGGACGUAUGAUUGCAUAUGCAGGGUCAAUCAAGUGUGACCUCCCCCUUGAUAAAAGCAAAUACUGUUAUCUAACGUUUAUUGACUUGCUCAAUGAACUACUUCGAUCGCCACAGACACUCCAAAUGGUUCCUUAAAUGAAGGUUUCACGAUACAGCAAACUCAUUUUACUUUAGUAUUUAUGUACAUUGGAAUUUUGUAACCCGCUUGAAAAAUAAAUUGGAGAGGUAAAACAGGAGGUAAAAUGGAAUCUUUGGGAUUUAGUCCUGCAACCUUGGUACUCUUCACGGUAUUUGUAAGCAUUGUAAGCUAUCGAUGUCUAGUCUGCCUGGUCGCAGUAUGGCGUGAAGUCCAGAGAAUCAUGCACAUUCGACGCACUCUUCCAGGUCCCAAACCUCACUGGUUGUUCGGCAAUGUCCUACAAGAACCGGGACCACUGACCCCUGGGUUUGAGUGGUAUCGUAACAUGGCUAAGACCUAUCCAAAACUCCACGUCUUCUGGGCUGCUUGGAAACCGGUUGUUACCCUAAAUCAUCCAGACUCCGUGAGAAAUGUCCUUAAUGGCAGCGUAGGAUCUGUGAAAAGUUCACUUUAUGGUCUGUUUGAAGAAUGGCUAGGUCAAAACAUGGUUACCACAGAUGGAAAGGUGUGGAAGAGACACCGAAAACUAAUUACAAACACUUUCCAUUUCAACGCUCUUAAGAACUACAUCCCCAAGAUAAACCAGGUAGCAGAGACCUUGGUUUCUGUAAUCACGCAGAGAUGUGAAGUAGGAAAGCCCCUAGAACUCUACAAAUCAAUGGGUUCAUUUUCCAGUGACGCCAUCCUCCAGUGUGCAUUUUCCUACAAGUCUGAUUGUCAAAAGGUGGAGUCACAAUUCGUACAGCAUGCUCACAAUUUGAUGGAUAUCGUCACGAAGAGAUCCUUUAGCCCGUUCUUACCGUUUAAAUUCAUCUUCCGGAGAUCUUCCCUCUACAAACCAUGGAGAAGGGGGAUUGAUGUUCUUCAUACACUUAUAGAGAAUAUCAUUUCAGAACGAAGAGAGGAGCACAAAACAAAGGGAUCUAACUUGGAAUACUUCAAAGGGAUGGACUUUCUUGACACUAUCAUGCUAGCCAAAGACUCCGAUGGCGGACUAACAGAUGAAGAGAUAAGGGACGAGGCAAAUACCUUCUUGGUUGGAGGAAUCGAUACGACGUCUAGCGCCCUCACCUGGUUGAUAUACUUGUUGGCUACUCAUCCAGAAUACCAGACCAAGGUACAGGAAGAAGUUGAUGAACUCUUUAAGGAUCGUGAGAAUCGAGAGAUUUACAGCGAAGACCUCCAUGAUACUCCGUUUCUGAUGAAAUGCAUCAAAGAAAGUCAGCGUAUGUACUCGUUUGUAUCGCCAGGCCGCCUCCUAACCGAGCCAUUGGUUGUUGAUGGUCUAACUAUUCCGGCUGGGACCGAGAUUACCAUCUUCGUCUACCAACUCCAUCACAAUCCUGAUGUAUGGGGAGGUGAUCACAUGACAUUCAAACCAAGCCGCUUUGAUCGCAAGAACGUCGAGAGUCGAGAUUCAUUCACUUUCAUUCCCUUCUCCGCUGGUGCGCGUAACUGCAUCGGCCAACAGUUCGCGCUUCAGGAGAUGCAAAUAGCAGCGAUUCGAAUGUUUGACAAGUUUAGCUUUACGUUGCUCCAAGAUUCCCUUCCAGUCUUUAAAGUAAUUAGCGCGCCACAAGAUGAAAUACUACUUGGUAUUCAUCCACGGAAUGAAAAAUAACACUAUUCUAUAAAUAAAUUUCAUCGCCCAUUUACAUAUAUCAAUAAGUGAGCGAAAGAUUUGUUAGACAAGCUUUGAGGACGAUAAGUUGUAAGAACAACCGAAAAUGCACAUCCUAGCCUAUUCUAACAACGAUCCAUUGUGAGGUUCUUUGCGUACGAGGUGGGCCUAUAGUCCACGCAUAGGUCCACGCAAGCGCAGACUGAGCAACCCAGUUAAAUCGCAUUAUUCUCCGAGCUUCUGUCUCCAAGGGUUGCUGGCAAAUCGCAAUAAUUGACGACUCCAUAUAAUUGCCCAUGGUUUAUGUAAUUCACUUCUGUGUAUAUUCAUUUAUUUUCAUAAAGUUAGGAUGGUAGAACGUUUUAAGUUAAAAUAUAAAUAAUAGGAGGUUUAACCUUCAGUAGGUUGGUGAUUUUGAUUAUUUGCAAAAGUUAAAUCUAUCUUUUUUCUAAUAAAAAAAAUCCAGUAAGAAUUUGUCAGAAAUGAACUACGCAUUGUUCUAGCAGAAAGGCUGUAUAUAUGGACAGACUACAUCCUAUAAGUUUAUAUGACGUUUGAAGGUUUGUACGGAGGAGGUAUUAACAAGCACAGAAAUGGUGUACGGUAUACCAUGAUGUGCAAAGUCCUGGACAGGGCUAAGAGAAAGUGGAUAUCGGUAGAAGUGAGGUAAGAGCAGAGAGGCAAGAAAGUGGAGUUUGGAGAGUCGAGAAUCUUUCCUCUCGUCUUGCCUACUAAUCAAACUCUUCUAAUCUUUCUGGUACUCAGUCCUUUUAAGGACUACUCUCAUUUCCGAAGAUACUCCAACCAAUCGGUCAAUCUAACAGUUAAAUACUUUUGCCGCUUGUUGGUUUUCAAAAUCU
This is a messenger RNA of Lytechinus variegatus (green sea urchin), 2627 nucleotides long. Its product is annotated as cytochrome P450 4F6-like. NCBI's taxonomy places the organism in Eukaryota, Metazoa, Echinodermata, Echinoidea, Temnopleuroida, Toxopneustidae. The transcript has 7 exons. The record is from RefSeq and is a predicted model, not a curated record. Bases 250 to 1767 code for a protein of 505 amino acids. Gene Ontology annotation, molecular function: oxidoreductase activity, acting on paired donors, with incorporation or reduction of molecular oxygen; iron ion binding; monooxygenase activity.